Nymphaea colorata (pocket water lily) is the source of this 1870-nucleotide messenger RNA. Its product is annotated as calcium-binding protein CBP. Bases 166 to 921 code for a protein of 251 amino acids. Gene Ontology annotation, molecular function: calcium ion binding. The transcript is spliced from 5 exons. The record is from RefSeq and is a predicted model, not a curated record. NCBI's taxonomy places the organism in Eukaryota, Viridiplantae, Streptophyta, Magnoliopsida, Nymphaeales, Nymphaeaceae.
GUUGAAGUCUCUGCGGAGUUUCAUCGGCUCCGUUUGCCUGCUUGGACAAAAGGCUGCUGGCGCUCGGCUGGGAAACCCGUCGUAUGGUAAAAGGCGGCGGCGACCCCAUCUACGUCUCCCUUCUGCCUUCGUCCUUCUAAGUACAACGCCCCAUCUGCACCCCCCAUGACCGGAUCGUCCGCUUGGCAGAGACCGCAAUCGCCUGCUCCUGGUAGGUAUCCUCAAGGUUAUGGCCAGGCUUACCCGCCUACAGCUCCUCCUGUGGCCUAUGGUGGUGGCGGCUACUUCCCUCCGGGGACUCCGCCGGAUAUAGUGAGUUGCUUCCAGAGGGUCGACAGGGACUUCAGCGGCUUCAUCGACGAGAGGGAGCUACAGGCGGCCCUCUGCUCAGGCUACCACCCGUUCAGCAUGCGGACCGUCCGCCUCCUCAUGUUCCUGUUCAACUCGACCGGCGAUUCCUCAAAGAUUGGGCCGAAUGAGUUUGUGGCGCUUUGGACCUGCCUAGGACAAUGGCGUGCUAUCUUUGAAAGAUUUGAUAGAGACAGGAGUGGGAAGAUUGAUGCAGGAGAAUUUCGAGAUGCUUUACUGAGUCUUGGCUAUGCGGUUCCACCCACAGUUCUUCAAGUUUUAUUGUCCAAGUAUCAAAACAAUGACCAGUAUGGAGUACAGGGGGUGCUUAACUUCGACAGUUUUGUUGAGUGUGGAUUGAUCAUCAAGGUAAGAAACAGUAACCACCUCCACUGUGGUUUUCAAAAUAUUGGACCAUCUCUCAUAAUUGAGGGUUCUCCCUUGAAGUUUACUGUUAUUGUUAUACCGGUUUACCUCUCUUAUUCAAACUAUUUGUUCAGAACGGUAUUCAUACUCUUGCUGGGCUCGUGUUCACUUAAUAUUAUGACUGUUCUAGUUUUAACCAAAGUAUAAGACAUUUUUAUUUUGCUUUGCCAACCAUCCAAUCAUUUCCUGUUACGGAAAAGAUGCCCCAUCCACAUUGGCCAUAGUCUCCAUCUGAUGCAGGAGCCUUUUCAUCAGAAUGGGAUUUGACACACAUAUCUCUGUUGGGAGUUGGGUUUCUCCCUUUUUCCCUUGUUUUUCAUCGAUUAUGGUGUUUAAGUCUUGCCUUGAAAAUAGUCAGGUGCGACCAACUCCCAGGCAUAUUAUAUUUAUCCAGUUUGUAAUUACGUGGUUUUUGGUUCUGCUCAACUGAAAUUUCGAGUCAACUUUCUGACUUUGGACCUCGUUCUAUGGACCAAAUCUUGGCUUGUGGAGAGCACGCCAUGCCACCAACAGGCUUGAUAACCUAGUUUUGCAGAAGACCCGAGAAAAGAUCAAAAAAAAAAAAAAAAGAGGAGGAAACCUUUAGCUGAAAAUGAUCCUCAAACUGUGAAUUCUGGACCUUAGGAGAACGGAAUGGUUUUAUAGCAAAUGAGGUGUUCUUUGAUUCUCUGAUUGAAUGUGUGGAUACCAUGCUUCUGAAAACUAGCAGAAUUUAUUAGUAUGUUUUUAGAUGGUGGAUACUUUGUAUGGUCAUCUCAAUCUAUUUUCAGGAUUUCACCAUUUUGUUCUUCCUUUUUAUACAGGGUUUGACAGACAAAUUCAAAGAGAAAGAUCCACGCUAUACAGGCUCAGCUACCAUUUCGUAUGAUUCCUUCAUGUUAAUGAUCAUUCCAUUCAUUGCGUGCUAAAAUGGUUAAUAUGAGACCCUCCCUCUUUUUGUUUUUUUUUUUUCUCAUUUGUAUUGUUUAUGCCAAUUUCUUUAUUUGUUCAUCUGUUGACACUUCUGUGCGAUGUACAUCUGUACAAUUUUAUCUGUAAAAUUAUCAGGACGUUGCCCUCAACAUUAUAGAUUAAUCUAUGGUGAUUGUUCUCUGUA